Messenger RNA from Scomber japonicus (chub mackerel), 2698 nucleotides. RefSeq names its product MAPK associated protein 1 (gene mapkap1). Gene Ontology annotation, molecular function: phosphatidylinositol-4,5-bisphosphate binding. Gene Ontology annotation, cellular component: TORC2 complex; cytoplasm; plasma membrane. The record is from RefSeq and is a predicted model, not a curated record. The coding region runs from base 378 to 1976 and encodes 532 amino acids. The transcript has 12 exons. Gene Ontology annotation, biological process: TORC2 signaling. NCBI's taxonomy places the organism in Eukaryota, Metazoa, Chordata, Actinopteri, Scombriformes, Scombridae.
CAGCCACUGCAUUGACUUGCAGUUGUAUUAUGAUUUUGCCAAAUUAUUAUGCAAUUUAUAUAUAUGUAUUAUAAAUUAAACGAGUUAUUUCCACAGUUCGGAGUGUGUGUAGAUGAAAUGGGGCAUUGUGGACAUUUCUUUCCUUCAUCGGAUGUGACUUCUAAAGGUACUGGCUCCAUUCCUAGCUUGAAGCAGAGACAAUAACCAAGAACAGGAGAUGGAAGUGAUGACUGCUCUUCACUUGUCAUCAGACACUGCUUUAACAGUCUCCCAGAGAGACUGAGAUUCGGGGGAGUCCUCUGCUGUACAAGCCAAAAGGGUGAAGACGGAAACAGACUACAUCCACAGCCCUGAACCGGACUUUAAAAGGAGACGAAAUGGCUUUCUUGGACAAUCCAGCCAUUAUCCUGGCCCACAUUAGACAGUCUCAUGUGACCAGUGAUGAUACAGGAAUGUGUGAGAUGGUACUCAUAGACCAGGAUGUGGAUCUGGAGAAGUGCCAGCUGGCUCUGGUGCCCGGCAGCAGCUGUGGGUCAACGGGGUCGGCCUCCCUGAGCGACGGGGGCGGAGGCGGCGGCAGCGUGACGGACAACCACGCCUGCGAUCUCUCCCAGUCCAUGGACAUCACCUCUAGCUGGGACUUUGGUAUCCGCCGGCGAUCCAACACAGCCCAAAGACUUGAAAGGCUAAGGAAAGAACGACAGAACCAAAUCAAAUGUAAAAACAUUCAGUGGAAGGAGAGGUCUUCCUCCCAAUCAGUCGAGGAUCUAGGCUCCUUGUUUGAAAAGCGAGACUUCAAAGACAGACCUCGGACAACAGGUACCAAAUCCACCCUCUCACUGCGGCUGGAGCAGUGUCCCCAGCAGCUCAACAACCCCUUCAAUGAAUACUCCAAAUUUGAUGGCAAGGGCCACAUCGGCACAACGGCUACAAAAAAGAUAGACGUCUACCUCUCAAUGCAAAUAGCUCAGGAGAAAGUUCACCCAAUGACAGUGGUAACCAUCGCCAACGCCCGCGUCCACGACCUCAUCGGCCUCAUCUGCUGGCAGUACACAGGCGAGGGACGAGAACCUAAACUCAAUGAGAAUGUGAAUGCAUACUGCCUCCACAUUGCGGAGGACGAUGGCGAGGUGGACACCGACUUCCCUCCACUGGACUCCAACGAGCCCAUCCACAAGUUUGGUUUCAGCACUCUGGCCCUGGUGGAGAAAUACUCCUCACCUGGCCUCGCUUCCAGACAGUCGCUGUUUGUAAGAAUAAAUGCUGCUCAUGGAUUCUCUCUAAUCCCUGUGGACAGUCUGAAGGUAACCAUGAAGGAAAUUCUCCAGAAAGCACUCAAGAAGAGGAAAGGCUCACAGAAAGGCUCAGGACCCUUGUAUCGUCUGGAGAAGCAGACGGAGCCAAACGUGGCAGUGGAUCUGGACUCUACACUGGAGAACCAGAGCACCCUGGAGUUCUGCCUGGUCAGAGAAAACAGCUCUAGGGGUGAGGAGAGCUCAGAGGAAGACCCCCCUAUUGACAUCACCACAGUCCAAGACAUGCUGAGCAGUCACCACUAUAAGUCCUUCAAGAUCAGUAUGAUCCACAAGCUGCGCUUCACCACAGAUGUCCAGCUAGGCGUUUCAGGAGAGAAAGUGGAGAUUGAUCCCGUCACCAAUCAGAAGGCCAGCACUAAGUUCUGGAUUCGACAGAAACCCAUCUCUAUCGACUCAGACCACCUCUGUGCCUGUGACCUUGUAGAGGAGAGAAGCCCCAGUCACGCCAUAUUUAAGGUCACGUAUCUUAGCAACCAUGACUACAAGCCUCUUUACUUUGAGUCUGAUGCUGCUACUGUCAAUGAAAUAGUGCUAAAGGUGAACUAUAUCCUGGAGUCUCGGGCCAGCUCUUCGAGGGCCGACUACUUUGCUCAGAAGCAGCGUAAACUGAGCCGGAGGACCAGCUUCAGUUUCCAGAAGGAGAAGAAGACCGGCCAGUAGAGAGACUGAAGCUGCUCAGCCACCUGUCUGUCACACAGAGACACACACACACACACCAAGCCUGACAGUCUUAUACACAGACAGUCUCAGGCUUGAUAUGAAAAGGAGAGUGACAAAGGAAAGUCACUUUUCACGAGGACAGAGGAGAAGAAGAAGACGGUCAGAGACAUGUGACGUGUCUGUCUCUGCAUCAGCUGAUGCUACGCACCAGAGAGGAGUCCACAUGCAAAAACAUUUCUUAUUCUUUUUCUAAAAAAAACAAAAAGAAAAAGACAAGAACAGAGGGUUUUGGAUGUCAUGUUGCCGUCAUUUUUUUUUUGUUCAUUCACUGCCUCUGAAUUUAAGCUCCGUCCUCUAGGAUGGAUUUGUACAGCUUCAAGUUGGUUAUAUACACCCAACAAACAUGAAUCAAAGCUACAAACUAAAUCUUUGCUUCUGUCUUCAUCUUUAACUGAUCUAAUACAACAGCAGUGAAAAAGAAAGCAUCACAUUUUUAAUGUCAUUUAACUGCAAUGAAUUAUAAGACAUUUUGCAUUCAGGAUUUGAAAUUAUGACACAAAAAUAAAAUAGUCCUGCCUGGAUUUUUAAACACAUUAUUUCCCUCCUGCCUUCAAUCCAGAUAAGCAAAUCCUUGGAAAUGAUCUAUGAGUAGUGUUGAUUCAGGGUGUUUAGGAAGGCUGUUAUCAUCAUGACAUUUUUUUUUUAGGUGAAAGCUUUGAAGA